UCUCGUCGUCUAUUGACUUUGAACUCUUCGAGUGUGUGUAUAUGCAUAGUUUCCUAUGCAGAAGAUAAAAUAGAUCGAGUUGUUAGAAACUGAGAAUCGGGGAACAGGGUCGAUCCAGAAGAUUUGUAGUUUUCUCUUGGGCAAAUGGCAAUAGAAGGUCAUGCUCCUUUUUCUACGGAAGGUUUGGGGCCCUGUGAACUAUCAUGUUCCCGUUCAACUUACCAUUCACCUGACCUUCUGAAGCAACUGUGGGUUUUCUGGAGCAGAUGCGGCGAUGACGAAGGACGCUGCGGAAAGUCUCAUCAUCUCUCAGCCACUGCUGACGGUGCCAUGAUUAAGAACCAGAUCAAACGUUUUCUAGAACUUCUUUUAGACCCACUUUUGCCGGAGUGGUGGCGGUGUCUAGUUCAGUUUUGGGGUUUAGUGAAGAUUGGCGACAAAACAUAUUUGACAACUUGUGACCAGCCUUUUGCUCUCCAAUACUCCAGUCAUCUAGAGGUCAAGAAACUAUGUGAAUAUAGGAAGCACUGUUUGGAGUACUUAAUACCCGUGGAUGAUGAUGAUGAUGAUGAUGAUGAUGUACAGCUAAUUGGUCCCCCUGGUCGGGUGUUCUGCAGUGGGUUGCCUGAAUAUGCACUUGAUGUGCGUGAUUACACUAGUAGAGAGUAUCUUCAACGUGAUUAUGCGGUCGACUGUGUUGAGCAAUACUGGGCGUUGCCAAUCUAUCAUGCUCCUGGGCACGUCCCCAUUGGUGUACUGGAAAUUGUAUCACCACAUAAUUCUUACAUUCCUCAACAUUGGGUUCUGGAGAAGCUUCAGAAUCUACCACGGGAUCUGAAUCUGACAACUACUUGUGUAAGCCUCCUUGCAGAAGUAAAUUCAUGUCAAGAUGGUGAAAUUGCCCAAAUUGGCAAAGCAUUGUUAGGGGCGAGUGCAACACAUCAACUGGAUGAUACUGAAACUUGGACUAGUUCUGGAGAAAUACUAAGUUCUCAUUAUGGCGUAGAUUUUAUUCGGAAGGGACAAGGGGUAGUUGGGAGAGCAUUCUCAUCCAAAAGUGCAUGCUUUUGUAGGGAUGUAAGACAAUUAAGCAUAACAGAGUACCCGGUGGUACACACUGCACGAUCCUGUGAGUACUCUGCCUGUUUUGCAGUUUGUUUGCAGAGCUCUUGCUCAAACAAUUGCAUUUACGUAUUGGAGUUCUUCUUACCUACGGAUGAAGAAGACUAUGGGGAUCCUAGGACAUUGUUGCGCAGCCUAAUGGAGUUAUUGAAAGAACGCCUCGGAAGUUCUUUUAAGAUUGCUUCAGGACAAGAAUUGGGGCAGAAAUUGACUGUUGAGGUUAUUAAGGUCUCUCCAGGGAAUGAAUUUGAUUCUUUUGAAAUCUGCAAUACUACUGGUAUGGAAUCUACACCUAGGCUUGGAGAAGUACAAGGAGGAGGAGGAGGAGAAGGAAUGACGCAAGUUGAUUUCUCAUCUCAGCAAGUUGAUGCUGCAAAUGCUUAUAUAAAUGGUGUUCAUGGACAGCAGAGUGGGAUUGUUGGAUCUCCACCUAGAUCAGAGCGUGCACAGGGCUUUGUCGACAUAUCAUAUCUAGAAUUAAAUCUUGCAGGAGUUGAUGUUGCGCACAAUUCUAUGGAUGGUGUUUAUGAACAGCAAGCUGGAAUUGAUAGAUCUUCAACUGGACAGGAGGUCGUGCAAAACAUGGUCAGCAUAGCACAUGAUGAACCAAUUGUGGAAGAUCCUGAAAGAGAUGAUGCUAGUAUAGAAGAGAGUGGCGAUGAAGUGACUAAUUUAAAGAUGAAAGAGCCUAGUUGUAUUUUAAAAUGCAACCUUGGAAUUACUCGUGAGGUUCUUGAACAAAAUUCUGCGAGGAAACUUGAAGAUGCUGCAAAAAAUAUUAGAGUUAGUCGAUCUACAUUGAAGCGUAUAUGUAGGGAUUUCGGUAUUAACAGAUGGCCACCUCGUAAAGCAAGAAAGGUUAGUCAAGCACUUGCUGUACAGAAAACUGUUCAACCUUCUACGGAAGAUACUCAUGAACAGCACCGGUCAGAUGCAACGAGGGUAGAAGAUGAUAAUGGCAUGUGGGUGAAGGCAGAAUAUCAAGGGCGCAUGAUAAAGUUCAGACUUCCAUUUUCUGCCCGUAAAAUCGAUUUGGAGGAAAACGUAGUACAGCGACUGAAUGUAGCCCUGGGAAGUUUUAUAAUUGAGUAUCAGGAUGAAGACAGUGAUCGGAUAUGGAUAACAUGUGAUGAAGUUCUGAGGACGGCAAUGAGCACAUUAAGCUCAUUGGAUAGGACUACAAUCAAAAUGUAUAUUGUUGAGGACAGUCCAAGUAAGAGAGAUCAAUAGAUUUUUAAGAAUUAUAUACUAUAAAGUUUAGCAGGAGAGCAAGGGAGCACUAUUGACAUCAAUAGUGUACUUUUUUUGUAUACAUAUUAAAGAGUAUGCUGAACUUUGGAUAUAUAACCAAGUUAAUAUGAUUUGCAACGUUA
Coffea eugenioides is the source of this 2495-nucleotide messenger RNA. Its product is annotated as protein NLP7-like. Gene Ontology annotation, molecular function: DNA-binding transcription factor activity; protein binding. Bases 145 to 2352 code for a protein of 735 amino acids. The transcript is spliced from 5 exons. The record is from RefSeq and is a predicted model, not a curated record. NCBI's taxonomy places the organism in Eukaryota, Viridiplantae, Streptophyta, Magnoliopsida, Gentianales, Rubiaceae.